AUGGCCAAGUCACACCUGCUGCCAUGGCUGCUGCUGCUGGCCACACUCUGUGGUCCAGGCACUGCUGCUGGGACCACCUACUCCCUGGCCUGUGCCCAGGGUCCCGAGUUCUGGUGCCAAAGUCUGGAGCAAGCAUUGCAGUGCAGAGCCCUAGGGCACUGCCUUCAGGAAGUCUGGGGACAUGUGGAAGCCGAUGACCUGUGCCAGGAAUGUGAGGACAUCUCCCGCAUCCUCACCAAGAUGGCCAAGGAGGCCAUUUUCCAGGACACAGUGCGCAAAUUCCUGGAGCAGGAGUGCGAUGUCCUUCCGCUGAAACUUCUGGUGCCCCAGUGUCGUCACCUGCUGGACACCUACUUCCCUCUGAUCGUUGACUACUUCCAGAGCCGGAUGAACCCGAAGUUCAUCUGUCAGCACGUGGGCCUAUGCAAGCCCAGACACCCAGAGCCGGGGCAGGGGCCAGAACCAUGGGGCCGUCUGCAGGACAUGUUGGUUCUCCCCCUGCUGCCAGAGGCCCCCCAGGCUAAGCCUGGGCCUCAGACACAGGACCUCUCCCAGCAGCGGUUCCCCAUCCCCCUCCCCAUCUGCUGGCUCUGCCGGACUCUGAUCAAACGGAUCCAGGCUGUGAUUCCCAAGGGUGUACUGGCCAUGACUGUGGCCCAGGUGUGCCACGUGGUACCCCUGCUGGUGGGCGGCAUCUGCCAGUGUCUGGUUGAGCGCUACGCUGUCAUCCUCCUGGACACGCUGCUAGGCCGCAUGCUGCCCCAGCUGGUCUGCGGCGCUGUCCUCCGGUGCUCCAGCGAGGACAGUGCUGGCCCAGCCCUCCCUGCCCUGGGGUCCCUGCCUGGAGAAUGGCUACCACAAGACUCUGAGUGCCAGCUCUGCGUGUUUGUGACCACCCAGGCAGGGAACAGCAGUGAGCAGGCCAUGCCACAGGCAAUGCGCCAGGCCUGCCUGGGCACCUGGCUGGACAAGCAAAAGUGUGAGCGGUUUGUGGAGGAGCACGCACCCCGGCUGCAGACUCUGGUGUCCAGCGGCUGGGAUGCCCACAGGGCCUGCCAGGCCCUGGGGACAUGUGCGACUCCGUUCAGUCCUCUCCAGUGUUUCUACAGCCCCCACUUCUGA
Molecule: messenger RNA, 1122 nt
Organism: Dama dama (fallow deer)
Lineage: Eukaryota; Metazoa; Chordata; Mammalia; Artiodactyla; Cervidae
Gene: SFTPB
Product: surfactant protein B
Exons: 10
Coding region: 1-1122 (373 amino acids)
Biological process (GO): lipid metabolic process
Source: RefSeq, a predicted model, not a curated record